AUGCGAGAGAGCCUUCGACGGCUGGCCUCGGACGACGGAAUGGUCUCCCGGUCCAGCAACGGCAGGGUCAGGGUUGAACUACUCACGGGAGACUACACCACUGUUAAUGUUGAGAGGAAGGCAACCGGAUGUGAUCUUCUCGACAGAAUCUGUGACGAUUUAGAUGUUCUGGAGAAGGACUACUUCGGUCUACUGCACGUUCAGCGCGGGGAUCCGCGGGUUUGGAUCGACUUGAAGCGGAGACUUUCCAAGACUUUUAGAAAUGAGCCAUGGGAGGUGAAACUCGCGCUUAAGUUCUACCCCCCGGAACCUUCACUGCUGAGAGAUGAGUCGUCCAGGUACCAGCUCAGUCUCGCCAUCAGGAGAGAUCUUAUUGAAGGUCGCCUAACUUGCUCGACUAUCACAUAUGCACUACUUGCCUCAUACGUGCUCCAAGCAGAGCUAGGAGACAGGGAAAGUCGGGUGAACGUGGCCGUACUUACUGAACACCGGGCCGUGCCUCUGCAGGUGAUCACGCCAGAUCUAGAAGACAAAAUCGACGAGCUUUAUAGAAAACACAGAGGCCAGUCCCCCGCAGAAGCAGAACUUAACUACUUGGAAAACGCCAAAAAGCUGGUUCUUUUCGGAGCCGAACUACACCACGCUAGAGACAGCGCCGAUGUGGACAUAGUUCUAGCUGUCUGUGCUGCUGGAGUCGCCGUACUCAGAGAUGGUCUGGUGAUGAACCGUUUCCCCUGGGCGAUGAUCCUCAAGAUCAGCUACAGCAAGCGAACCUUCACACUGAGACUUCGGGCCAGUGAGUUUGAUGAGUUCGAGUCUCACGUGAGCUUCAACCUUGCUUCCACUCGAGCUAGCAAGCAGCUGUGGCGGUGUAGUGUUGAGCAUCAUAUGUUUUUCAGACGAGAGAGCCCAGUGAAAGUGGAACGCAUAACCGGCUUUCCCAGAUUCGGUUCCCGGAGGGUGUCGUGUCGACGGACGCUCAGACAACUUCGCUCUGAACCUUUUGCAAGAGAACUAACAGCUUGACGAUACGCCAUAUUUAUUCUAGAUUUAGACAAUUUUCGGAAAUUGUAUAUUGAAUGAGUAAAAUCACUGCGUUUUUGCGCGCAAAUUAAGCAAAACAAUUUCGUGACAGUGCGCAAAUGAAUUUAUACAAUUCGAUAUAUUAUUAUUCAAUAUUUUUUUUAAUAAAAGAAAAACGUUUUAUAGUAAAAGUUUUAACUAUUCUAAUAUAAUUAAAGUUACAACUUUGUCGGGUCGUAGGUGCAAAAAGUGCACAAGUAAGCAAGAAGUUUACACGCUUAAAUUUUAUUUUUGCGUAUCAAUAUGUAGAGAAUACAGAAACGUGCGUUGUUAACGUUGUUUUAAGAAUUAAUUAGCGUUACAAAUACAUAUAUGAGAUAUAGGUAAAAGAAAAAAAAGGAAAUUUAUUCUUGUUUCAUAUACAUCACAAAGCAGAGAAGUAUUGAAUCAGUUUUUUAAAACAUAAAAUAUAUCU
This is a messenger RNA of Melitaea cinxia (Glanville fritillary), 1498 nucleotides long. RefSeq names its product protein 4.1 homolog. The record is from RefSeq and is a predicted model, not a curated record. Gene Ontology annotation, molecular function: cytoskeletal protein binding. NCBI's taxonomy places the organism in Eukaryota, Metazoa, Arthropoda, Insecta, Lepidoptera, Nymphalidae. The coding region runs from base 1 to 1026 and encodes 341 amino acids. The transcript has 7 exons. Gene Ontology annotation, cellular component: cytoskeleton; plasma membrane.